GGCGCAUUACCAGUCGAAGAUGUCGAUGAGUACAACUCGGAAGAAUAAUUCCCCCAGCAAAAAGAGAGUGCUCCAGAUUUCACAAAGGUGAUACCAGGGAGGCGCGAGGAAGAAACGGGCAAUGACAUGAACAUACCUGGUACAGACAGGCAGAGAAGGGACUCGGCCGUCGAGUUUACCAACCCAGAACAAAUCCCGCAACCUCGCGACGAAGUACUCUGGCGUCUCGAGUUUGAAGAAGACAACGAGAACGUCUUCUUGCAAGGGCCGCAUAGACAAAGACAGGGGAGUUGCAACGGCUUCAUCCUGACAGACAUGAUCAUGUGCAGCAUGGCGGAUCCGCGUUUCGUCAUGCCGUGUUUGAACCACAUCAAGUUUCACGAGGUGCGUGCGUUGAAAGCGUGGCUGUGUGGCGCCAACGAUGGCGGAGUAUGCUACAUCUACAAGAAUGGUACGGUCAGUCGAACAGAGAAGCUACUGCAGGGGCUGUGGAUACUGCAGACAGGAUACCGAUUUGAGAGCGUCGCAGUGGUAUUCUCGCGCACUCCCGUGCAGGUGCGCGAAGCGUGGAUUGAAGUCAUGGAUGGUCUGCUCGAACUGCACUCUUUCACAUGGGUAGGAAAUUGACAAUACUCUGACCUGUGGGGUGUGUGGACACAGUACAAAGAAGACGAGGAUGCCACUACAGCAGAGCAGUAUUACGGGAACAAACCAUUGGACGUUGACAAGGUGCUGAUAACGCCCAACUUGUGUAUUGGGAGAUGGAGGGCACAAGGGCGAUUUUCGCUCAUGGGUGGGAGCACGAAAUGGGGGAAGACGUUCGCGGCAGAGGGGACGGGA
Dothidotthia symphoricarpi CBS 119687 is the source of this 840-nucleotide messenger RNA. RefSeq lists its product as uncharacterized. The record is from RefSeq and is a predicted model, not a curated record. The transcript has a single exon. Lineage: Eukaryota; Fungi; Ascomycota; Dothideomycetes; Pleosporales; Dothidotthiaceae. Bases 127 to 627 code for a protein of 166 amino acids.